Messenger RNA from Loxodonta africana (African savanna elephant), 1467 nucleotides. Its product is annotated as olfactory receptor 1J4-like. Bases 418 to 1425 code for a protein of 335 amino acids. NCBI's taxonomy places the organism in Eukaryota, Metazoa, Chordata, Mammalia, Proboscidea, Elephantidae. Gene Ontology annotation, molecular function: olfactory receptor activity; G protein-coupled receptor activity. The record is from RefSeq and is a predicted model, not a curated record. The transcript has a single exon. Gene Ontology annotation, cellular component: plasma membrane. Gene Ontology annotation, biological process: G protein-coupled receptor signaling pathway.
UUCAUUUAACUAUCCCAAUGAUGGUGUGUGUGUGUGUAUUAAAGAGAGAGAGUAUGCGUUUGGAACAAUGUCAUAUAACUAGUAAAUUGUAAAGGCAGGAAUCAGACACAGGCACACGGCAGUCUGGUUGAAGAACCAUGCUCUAAAUCUGGACUCUAUGAGGGUGUUCACUAGAAUGUGAGCUUCCAGAAGAAAGGAAUUCUGUCUUAUUUAGUGCUCUCUCCUUAGUGCCUAUCAUAAUGUCUCUCACAUGUUUGGAAAAAAAAUGAAUCAAUUGUCCCUGGUUUCCACUGAAGAGUCUAAUGUCUUCCCAUGACCAGUCUGAAUGAAGUACCAAUAUGUGAGUGAAAUGCAAAGAGAUUUGUCUGAAGAUUGACAGAGUCAAUUGAGAAAGCAUGUGACCACACAAUAACGGCUAUGCUCAGCAUUUCUAAGUUCUUGUCAUUUCCCAUUUCACUCCAUUCCCAGAUACAGAAGAGCAUCAUGAGGUGGGAGAAUGAGAGCAGUGUGUCUGAAUUCCUCCUCCUGGGGCUCCCCAUCCAGCGGGAGCAGCAGGCCAUGUUCUUUGCCCUGUUCCUGAGCAUGUACCUCACCACGAUACUAGGGAACCUGCUCAUUAUCCUGCUUAUCAGACUGGACUCUCGCCUCCACACCCCCAUGUACUUCUUCCUCAGCCACUUGGCCCUCACUGACAUCUCCUUUUCAUCUGUCACUGUCCCGAAGAUGCUUAUGAAUAUGCAGACUCAACACCUAUUCAUCUCCUAUCCAGACUGUAUUUCACAGAUGUAUUUUUAUAUGCUUUUUGGUGGUGUUGAUAAUUUCCUUCUUGGAGAGAUGGCAUAUGACAGAUAUGCGGCCAUCUGUCAUCCUCUACAUUACACCUCCAUCAUGAAGAAAGAGUUCUGUGUCUUGUUGAUAGCUGGCUCCUGGAUACUCUCUUGCGGCAGUGCCCUCUUGCACACGCUUCUCCUGGCCCAGCUGUCCUUCUGUGCUGACAACACCAUCCCACACUUUUUCUGUAGUCUCUCCAUCCUACUCAAGCUUUCCUGCUCAAACACUUCUCUCAAUGAGCUGGUCAUAUUGACCACAGGGGCUGGGGUUAUCAUCCUCCCAUUGAGUGGCAUCCUGCUCUCUUAUGGCCGCAUUGUGGCCUCUAUCUUGAGGGUCCCUUCUACCAAAGGUAUCUGCAAAGCUUUGUCCACCUGUGGCUCCCACCUCUCUGUAGUGUCUCUAUUUUAUGGAACAAUCGUGGCACUGUACUUUUCCCCCUCAUCUAACAACUCCAAUGAGAAAGACAUGAUUUUCUCACUAAUGUAUACAGUAGUGACCCCCAUGUUGAAUCCCUUCAUCUAUAGCCUAAGGAACAGAGACAUGAAAUUGGCUCUGGGGAUACUUUUCAGAAAUGUUAUCCUUUUCUUCAAGUGAAAAUCACCUGAUGAUAUUCUUACUUCACCCACUGACCCUGUU